Closterium sp. Yama58-4 is the source of this 4458-nucleotide messenger RNA. NCBI's taxonomy places the organism in Eukaryota, Viridiplantae, Streptophyta, Zygnematophyceae, Desmidiales, Closteriaceae. The record is from the annotation of a GenBank genome assembly.
AUGACUGGAGGGGGAGAGAGGGGACAGACAGAGAGAGGAGGGGCAGAAAGAGGAGGGGCAGAGAGAGGAGGGGCAGUAAGCAACCCAAUUUGUAAGGGUGAGACAGUAUGGGAAGGCAGUUCGGUUGGCACCUCUAAUACCUUUCUCGAUGCCCCUCCUGGGUUCGGCCCUCCUGCUUUUAUCGCAGCAGCUUAUAAGAGAGCUUCAGAUGGAGAGGAGAUCACACCGGAGGGAGGGGCAGGGAAGCCAGUGGGAGCAGCAGCAGGUGCUGUGAGUGAGAAUGGUGAGAGGAUACCUGGAGCAGCAAAGGUGUGUACAGCAGAGGGAGGGGGAGCAGGGAUUGGAACAGAGAUGCAACGAGGGGCGGGUGCAGAAACGGGAGUGGGGAUGGGAGGGGCGAUGGAAGCAGGGGCGGGAGGAGAGGGGUAUGCGGUGGGGAUGGGUGCGGAGGAGUGUGAUGCGUGGUGCCUUCUGGAUGAGGCGCUGGGAGCAACAAGUGGGCCUUUUCCCUUCAGUCACGUUCAGCAGCAGUUUGCAGCAGGGGAGCUUCCGGACCAUAUCCUGGCCUACCCGGAAGGCUCGGACGCCGAGCCUAUGCCACUGGCUCAGCCACAACAGCCAGCAGUAUGGAAGCAGGAACGUGAGCAGCAGCAACAGCCAGCGCAACAGGAGGUUUUUAAUGUUUUUGGAGCAGGGACAGGAGUAGAAGGGGCAUCAGGACCAGAAAGACCAGGAGAAGGUCGAGGAGGGAGUGAAGCCUCGAUUGCACAACCUGCAGCUGGUGCUGCUUCUGUUUCUGGUGCAGUUACCAACACCAAUGUUGCUGCUGCUGGAAACGCUGAGACUGUGGAUACAGGGGAUGCGGGAGGAAAGAGGGACGGUCAGAAGGGGAUGGACGUGGGAAAAGGAGGAGAGGAGGAGGAAAGUGGGCUAUUUUGGACGUAUCUGGGGGAAGACAAGGCACCCAAGGGGCCGUUUUCCAUUGUGAUGCUGCGAUGGUGGCUGCAGUGCGGGCAUCUCAUGCCCACCCUCAUGUUAUCGGACAUUCGCAACAUGCACGCGCCUCCCAUCUCUCUGGGAGCGGACAGCACUGCGAGUGAUGACAUUGGUGGUGAUGCCGCAGGGGUCACAUCACCGACAGUACUUAAGGCCUCGGGGGGCUCAAGCGCAGGUGCGAUAAACACGGGGCAGUCCCCUUCAAGACACGGUCCCUCUCUAAUUCACGGUCCCUCUCCAAGGCACGGCCUCUCCCCAUCAUGCCACAAUAAGGUUGGGGAGUCGGCAAGUCGAGGGACGAAUGGGGACUUGUCUAAACUCAAAAAGGGCUCCCCUCACGGUCUCAAGAAUGGGCAGAUUAUCACGGAUUUGCAUGGUGGCAUUGCUGUGAGAGAUGGGGAUGGAGACAGUCAAGGUUUGACUGGAGAUGGAGGAAGGGAUGAAGCAAGGGAGGGUGUCAGAGAAGCGGGCGAAGCAAGUGCAGGCAAGAGGGGUUUGAGCGAGAGGAGGAGUGCAGGUGGGAAAAGGAAAGCGGAGGGGAUGGAGGUUGAGACUCCACAGCCCCUGUCCGCCCUUCAGACGCUGCUAAGUAGCAGCAGCAGCAAAGCUAGAGUAGCCUUUGAGACAUGUCAGAAGGUGGGGCUGGUAAGUAACAGCGUUGGUGGUGGAGGGGUGGUGCUGAGGAAUAAGGGGGAAGAAGAAAGGGAGGAGGAGAACGAGGAGGAGGACGGAGACGGAGAGGAGGAGGAAGAGGUGGAGGAAGAGGAAGAAGAGGAGGAUGAGGGAGAGGAAGAGGAGAGCGAUGAGGAGGAGGAAGACGAAGAGGAGGAAGGGGAGGAGACUGAAGAGGAGGAGGAUGGGAGUGAUGGAGACGAGGAGGAUGUGGAGAGGGAGGGCGGGAGUAUGAUGGCACAAGGGGUAUCAGAGGAGGGUGGAGAGGAGGGGAUGGAGGAGAGCGAAGGGCAGGAGAAGGAGGAGUUGCUACUGGGCCGAUUCAUGCUCAGGGCACUAAGCAGUGGCCAGUGGAGGGAAGUGUCGUUGUCUCUCAACCGCCCGCCUUCCUCUCACUCACAACAGCACCUUCUCCCUCCAUCACACCUCCCACGCUCUACAUCCAUUCUCCAACACUCCUCCCCCUCCUUCACCCCUUCGAUCCGCCUGGUCUCUUGGACCAACACAGCUCACCGCCUCUCCUUCCGCUCUGCGCUUCAAACCGAAGCUGCAGCUUUGGCUGCGGAAGGGCUGGACUCCGAGCCUAGGCAUGAGGCUCGGCCGGAGGUUCGGCACGUGGCUCGGCAGUCUCUGCAGGUCCCGGCCCAGCUUCCCGAACCUGAGCUGCGUUUGGGGAGUCAGCAGCAGGACGAACCGAAGCUGAGACAAGGGGAAGAGAAAGUGUAUGGUGCGGGUCGUGCUUUGAUGUGCUUUGAAACGAAACGAGGCCAAGUGGGUGGUGCAGCAGCUGUGGCGACUCAAAAGCCACAGAGGGAGCACGAGCUCUUGUUGAUUCGAGGUGUUGUUGCAUCUGACCGGAAUGCAGCAAAGCAAGGCUUGGGUAAGGAUCGAAAUCAUGGGGAGGAAUAUAAGCAGAGAGCUGAUGCCGAUCAGGGGGCAGUGGGUGCUGCAGCUGCUGAAGCAUUGGUGCAGAGGGAAAGUGGAGGAGGAGGGGAGAAAGGGUCAUGCGAUGGGGCAGGAGAGAGGGAGGAGAAGGAACGGAGGAAGGAGGAAGAGGAGGGUGAUGAUGAGGAGCAAAGGAAAAUGGAGAAGACGGAGGAGGAGAGAGGGAAGAAAAGGGAGGAGGAGACGUGUGAGAAGGGCUCUGAGAUGAAAGCAACUGGCUCUUUGUUAAGCCCUCAAAAGGUAUCCAAUGCGAAAGCGAGGAAGGGCGGUGGGUAUAAGGGCAGCUAUCUGGACUGGGGUGUGGGGGCAAGUGGAAGAGGAAGCAGUAGCAGAGAGAUGGGUGCUAAAACGGCUAGUGGAAAUGUCAUGGCUAGGGGUGGUGGGGUGGUUGGGGUAAGUCUUGCUGGUGUGGUUGGGGAGAGGACUGCAGGGGCUGCUCUGGUGAAGGUGCAGGGUGAUGGAAAGAUUGCUUUUAUGGCUGCUUUUGAGCAGCCAUUGCAGGUAGAGUUUCAGGCAAUGAGAAGUGGUGCGCAGGUUGCAGCGAGGACGGAGAGGCAGCUUAUUCUGGCUACCAGACAGGCGGAGGAACAACCAGGUGUGCUGCAAGGUCAAGGGAGGGGGGAGGAGGAUGAGGUGGAGAGGGAAAAGGAAGAGGCGGAGCCGGAGGAGGAAGAUUAUGCGAUGAGGGAUGAAGAGGAUGUGAAGAGAGAGGAAGGAGAUGGUUUUGAGAGAGAGCAGGAGGGGAGGGUUUCUGUGUUGGGUGAUGGUCAUGGGGAGGGUGAGGGGAUGCAUUGGGAAAUGGAAGGAGAGGAGGAAGAGGAGGAGAGGAGGAAAAUGCGGAAGAAACGGAAGCUGGAGGAGAGGCAGGAGAGGAAGGAGCGGAGGGAGCAGGAGAGGAGGGAGAAGAGGGAGAAGAGAGAGAAGGAGAAGCGGGAAAAGGAGCGGCGAGGAAGCGGGAAAAGGAAGCGGAGUGAGGGAUCGACGUGUGCGCGUGUCGAGUGGGGCGGAUGGGAGUGGAGAGAACACGUGAAACAAGCAGCACAGAGAGAGGCUCUAAAGCAGCGUGCCGAUGCAUACUAUAAAGGGGAUAGAGGCGAGGGCGCAGGAGAAUGGGAAGCAGACGGCACAGGGCCGGGCGCAGGAGCGUCUAUGCGCACACCUCGCCUGCUCUCCCGGGCUAACCUUUCCCAAGCCAACCUCCCAGGUUCCUCUUCCCGCCUCCCGCUUUUUGCUUCUGCUGGGGGUGGUGGAGUGGGGUUGCUAGGAGGAGGAGCAGCAGUAGGGGAGGAAGCAUGGGAGGGGAUGGGCGCAGGCACUAGCAUGGGGAGUGCAAGGAGCAGCAGGGCGCUGCUGAGGCAGCUAGCGGUGGGUUCAGAGGGGUUGGAAGGGGUGAGGUUCAAGCAGCUGAAGGGGAGGAAGAAGAACUUGAAGCUGGUGCGGAGCAGAAUACACGGGUGGGGGCUGCUGUCCCUGGAGCGCAUUGAAGCAGGCGACUUUAUCAUUGAAUACACGGGGACCAUCAUUCGGCGAUCGGUGUCGGAGCUGAGAGAGAGAAUGUACGAGGCAAAUGGCAUUGGCAGCAGCUAUCUGUUUCGCGUGGAUGAGGAUGUGGUGGUGGAUGCCACUCGCAGCGGUGGCCUCGCUCGAUUCAUCAACCACUCGUGUGAUCCCAACUGCUACACCAAGGUGAUAGUGGCAGAUGGGCAGAAGCACGUGGUGAUCUACUCCAAGAGGGUGAUCCAAGUGGGCGAGGAACUGAGUUACGACUACAAGUUCCCCAUUGAAGACGAUGCGAAGAUCCCCUGCCUCUGCUUGUCUAGAAAGUGUCGAGGCUACCUCAACUGA